Messenger RNA from Prorocentrum cordatum, 366 nucleotides. NCBI's taxonomy places the organism in Eukaryota, Dinophyceae, Prorocentrales, Prorocentraceae. The record is from the annotation of a GenBank genome assembly.
AUGACGGAGUUCUUCCCCAGGCUGUGGGAGACGCACUAUGACCGGCAGGUGGGCUGCGACCCCCUGGGCAAGCAGACGGAGCACAUGUUCCCGACUGGCCAGCAGGUCCACCACGCGACAAGCGGCGUGACCAUGAGGCUGCUGUGGCCCGGCUGCUUCGCCAGCGUGCGCCGCAAGCUGGAUAUCGCCGUGGGCUUCGGCCGCAGCAUCCGGGAUUUCAGGCCCUUUCCCAGAGAUCCGAAAUAUUGUCUUUUCAAUACGUGGUCCGAGGAAGUCCCGACCCAUUCCCCAGGGCCGCCCUUUCAUCCCGAGCAGUGUUCUGACUGUCCUGGGGAGGCCGAAAACUACGAAAAAACGCUGUCUUGA